This is a messenger RNA of Cylindrotheca closterium, 2322 nucleotides long. Lineage: Eukaryota; Bacillariophyta; Bacillariophyceae; Bacillariales; Bacillariaceae. The record is from the annotation of a GenBank genome assembly.
AUGUCCUAUUCAGUCCGAAUUCUAUCUACCAAAUCACUGGAUUCAUCUCCUUCAGUCCUUCUUGUUUCUUCAGAUGGCACCAAGACGCUGGUGAAUUGUGGUGAAGGAUGUCAACGAACAUUUCUCGAAUUUGGCCAAAAGGUUUCCAGCAUGAAUCGAAUCUGUCUUACCCACUUGUCGCAUGAUUCCAUCGGUGGGAUUCCGGGAAUGAUACUAACUGCCGCUGAUGUGCUUCAGGAUGCUGUAAGUAGUGCCAAGGCUGCACUUGUUCAUAAUAAUAAGAAACCACAGAAACCAGAAGAAUCUGCUCUGCCUGGUCUGCAUCUUCUCGGACCGGUUGGGACCCAGAAAUUUGUGAGCUCCCUUCGUCAUUUUAUGCGACGAGACUCUUUCCAAGUAAAGGUUCACGAGGGUGCUUAUUCUCAGCCGAAAAAUGGUGGGCCAAAAAAGAGAAAGAAAGGUAGCAAGAACGAAGGUGCCUAUGAUGUACAAUCCAUAGUUUGCCAUACAAAUGAUUUUCAUCGCUCGGAAGAUUCCACGAAACGGCAACGACUGGAAACCAAUGAUCAAGCCUUAUCCUAUAUAUUUACAACUCCGCCCAUUCAAGGAAAGUUCCUAGUGGAGCGUGCAAUAGCGCUCGGUAUUCCAAAAGGUCCGCUGUUUGGUCAAUUGAAAAAUGGUAAAUCGGUAACCUUUACAAAUGAGGCCGGCACCACAAGAACGAUUUCAAGUUCCGAGGUGGUAGAACCAGGAUCACCAGGCAUAUCAAUAGCUGUCCUAUACUAUCCUUCGAAUGAAUGCCUGGAUCAGCUAAAAUCAUCUGAAAAGCUGAAAGAAUACCAGGAGAAUGAGAAGGGCCAUCCAGUAUUGGAGGUGAUUGUUCACAUGGCAACUCGCGACUUGUUUCUUGGAAAGGAAGCGAAGGAAUGGCGUGAAUCCUUUGGCAGUGAAGUCAAGCACAUCUUUCUUGCGACAGAUUUGCGAUCUAGUACAGAAACGUCCUCUCCCUUUCAUUCCGGCAUGAUGGGAGCGAUUGCUCGUUCCAAAGUGUGCAGUUCCGUCUACAAUGUACCCAAUAUACCAAUCCAGCUCAGAGAGACGACACCUGCUGCACAACCAGAGGGCGAAACCGUACCAGGCUACAUGGAAGCCCAACCGUUGCUAGAAUACAUAAUCGUCCCGCGAUCCAAGCGUGGAUUUGGCAGUCGAAACGCGUCGGUCCUGCACUGGCGCUCGAUCCAAAAACAAGUCUUGCAAAUAUUGGAACAAUCCGGUGCCAAAGGCGAGGCUGAAAAUGCCUUGAGCCAUCACUCCUCCGUGUUGACGUCCAACGCGAACAAUGACAAAAAUAGGGGAGAACUCAUCUUUACGGGGACUGGAUCCGCCAUUCCGUGCAAAUAUCGAAAUGUUUCAGGAAUCUACUUGAAAAUGGAAAAUGGCAAUGCCAUGCUAUUGGAUGUGGGAGAAGGCACGGUGGGCCAAUUGAUGCGAGCUCUAUCAUCAAGCUUUUCCGAGGUUCUUUGUGCCAUCAAGGCAGUCUGGAUUUCUCAUCCACACGCGGACCACCACCUUGGACUCUUGCGGUUGCUCUCGGACCGAAACCAAGUCACGGAUGACCCCUUGUUAUUGAUUGCACCAACGUCCAUGCUGUCCUUUUUGCUGGAAUACCAAGAGGUGGAUGCGACAGUUCAAGGAUCGUACACCUUUGUCGAUUGUAAAGAAGUUUCCACCAAAGUGCAGCGGCAUUUGUGGCUCCCGGAGAAACAUGAAUCUCACGCCAAAAAGAUGGAACAACUCCACAAGGAUUUGGGCAUUACGAGGUGUACUUCAGUGCCAGUAGCCCACUGCCGAGACGCCUUUGCAGUCAUACUGGAAAACACUUGUUUCGGACGAUUGGUCUACUCGGGAGACUGUCGACCCUCUCGACCAUUGGCCUACGCUGCAUUGGGUGCCGACUUGCUGAUUCAUGAAGCUACCUUUGCCAAUGGAAUGGAAGCCGAAGCCACAUUGAAACGACAUUCCACAAUCGGCGAAGCCCUGCAAGUGGCCGAAGACAUGAAGGCCAAAGCUGUCAUUUUGACACAUUUCUCACAGCGCUAUCCAAAGGUCCCGCCAGUGGCUAGCAAGCACAAUGCUCCAAUCGUCUUCGCCUUUGAUUUUGUGCGGGUUACUCCCGAUAACCUUUUGGUUGCCGCGGACUUGACACAGUCAAUGCGUCUAUUGUACUCGGAGGAAACGGCUGAAAAGGAUGAGAUUAUGAAAGACGCCGACGUGGAAGCCAUGAAUGUCCCUGGUUUGUUUGCCCAGAAAGAUGUGUUGUGA